GGGCAAAGGCGGAGUAUCCUGCUGGGCUUCCCUUUGGCCCCUUGCAGAAAUCGGGGCGCGUCCAGGGUGUGACUCAAUCAUCCUCAAGGGCGUGGGGAGGCUUUAUCUGCGCUGACCGGGCUGUCCGUCCUGUGAGGAGGUUUCCGGUACUCUUCCUUGCCUAGCGCUCCCCGGGUCAGCAACUCACCCUCUCCCAGGCAUCACAGCGCAGCUCAGGUGCUCCCCUCGUUAUCACUUAAUCUCACCAGGAUCCAGCUUGAAGUUAAAAUAUGGCAACUCAGGAAAAGAAACCUGAAAAUCUUCAGACUUCCGAUGAACAUUCAAUUCACCUUUCAAACCCAAAUAUCUCAGGAAUGAAAGAAGACAUUCUUUACCAUUUUAAUCUUGGGACUAAAACUCAUGACUUACAGACCAUGUUUGGAGAUGUAAAGUUUGUUUGUGUUGGAGGAAGUCCUGUUCGGAUGAAAGCUUUCAUUACCUAUAUAGGAGAAGAGUUGGGACUUGCACCACCUGGCACAGACCAUCCUAACAUUUGUGAAGGAACUGACCGCUAUGCCAUGUAUAAGAUUGGGCCUGUGUUAUCAGUUAGUCAUGGCAUGGGAGUUCCUUCCAUUGGAAUCAUGUUACAUGAACUCAUCAAAUUACUAUAUCAUGCCAGAUGUUCUGAUGUUGUCAUCAUUCGCAUUGGCACAUGUGGUGGAAUAGGUCUAGAGCCUGGCUCAGUGGUACUAACCAGAAGAGCUACAGAUUCUUGCUUCAAACCUCAAUUUGAACAGAUUGUUUUGGGGAAACGGAUUGUGCGAAAUACAGAACUCAGUGAUGACCUGAAUCAGGAAUUAAUGGAAUGUGCCAAAGAGAUGAAUGAAUUUAAUACUGUCAUAGGAAACACGAUGUGUACUUUAGACUUCUAUGAAGGUCAAGCUCGGUUGGAUGGUGCUUUCUGCUCAUAUACUGACAAGGAUAAGCAAGAGUAUUUACAGGCAGCUUAUAAUGCUGGAAUCAGAAACAUUGAGAUGGAAUCUUCUAUCUUCGCAGCCAUGUGCGGUGCUAGCGGCAUCAAAGCUGCUGUUGUGUGUGUUACCCUUCUAAAUCGGCUUAUUGAAGAUCAGAUUAGCAGCUCCCAUGAAGUACUUGUCGAGUAUCAAAGAAGACCCCAGAAGUUAGUAGGAUAUUUUAUCAAGAAACGAUUGGGAAGAAAGGCAUGAAGAUCUUGUUUUUAAACUUGCAAGAAAAUAUUUGUAAGAAAAUAUCUGAUUGUUUAAAAUGAAAAUAAUCUCAGUUUUUUCUAUUUCUAAAUUUUAUAAACCAAAAAUAUGAAAUAAAGAUAACUUGUUCUUAUCUAUCACUAUUG
Molecule: messenger RNA, 1351 nt
Organism: Sarcophilus harrisii (Tasmanian devil)
Lineage: Eukaryota; Metazoa; Chordata; Mammalia; Dasyuromorphia; Dasyuridae
Gene: UPP1
Product: uridine phosphorylase 1
Exons: 8
Coding region: 270-1205 (311 amino acids)
Biological process (GO): nucleotide catabolic process; uridine catabolic process
Cellular component (GO): cytosol; cytoplasm
Molecular function (GO): uridine phosphorylase activity
Source: RefSeq, a predicted model, not a curated record